CGCAAGUAUGGUGGCCGAGAGAGAAGCAAGAAAACACGCUUUAGCUGUUCUUCCUGUAAAAUAAAAAAGUUUUGGGAUUGUUGCCCUAAAAUUUGGGAGAUUUGCCGGUAGCAAGUGAUCCUCCAGGCAUGGCGCAAGUCGCGAUUGACGCCAAUGGCGUGGAAUCCGCGAAGAAGAACCGGAUUCAGGUGUCCAAUACCAAGAAGCCGCUCUUCUUCUAUGUCAAUCUCGCAAAGAGAUUUAUGCAGCAAUACAAUGAGGUUGAGCUCUCGGCCCUGGGAAUGGCAAUCGCUACAGUGGUCACCGUGGUGGAAAUUCUCAAGAACAAUGGUCUCGCCGUGGAGAAGAGAAUAUCGACCUCCACCAUCGACAUAGGCGAUGAAACUCGGGGACGAUCAGUCCAGAAAGCGAAGAUGGAAAUCGUUCUCACAAAGUCUGCACAGUUCGACGAGAUCAUGGCGGCCGCGGCUGCGGAUGAAAACGGAGGUGCGCCCGAGCAGGCGGAAGCAGAGUGAGAAGAAAACGAUCCAAACAACAAAAGAGGCUUUGUAUUUUGAAUUUUGUGUGGUAACUUUUUGCUAAUAGCUGUUUUUCUUCGAUCA
Messenger RNA from Selaginella moellendorffii, 602 nucleotides. RefSeq lists its product as uncharacterized. Gene Ontology annotation, molecular function: RNA binding. The transcript has 6 exons. Gene Ontology annotation, cellular component: nucleus. The coding region runs from base 129 to 515 and encodes 128 amino acids. The record is from RefSeq and is a predicted model, not a curated record. NCBI's taxonomy places the organism in Eukaryota, Viridiplantae, Streptophyta, Lycopodiopsida, Selaginellales, Selaginellaceae.